AAGCAACGGGAUCAUGUUACUCAAAUGCGCAGCCUUCUUUUCCGCCAUGUAAUGAAGCAGAAGCGCAUGAAAAAGAUCAAGUCCAAAACCUAUCACCGCUUAAAGAAUAAGGAUAAACUGAAAGUGGAAUCUGCAGAAAUGCUGAUGGAUCCAGAGGCAGCCAAAGAGCAGGCUAGGAAGCAAGAGUUCAAACGGGAUGAGGAGCGAAUGACUUUGAAGCACAAAAAUAAGUCAAAGUGGGCAAGGCAUAUUUUGGAAGGAGGUUUGAAUGCCCAGGAUGAAGGUACUCGAGCGGCUAUGGCUGAACAGCUACACCGACAUGCUCUUUUGACAAGAAAAAUUGACACUGUUAAGGACAGUAGUAGUGACGACAAUGAUGAGGGUUCAAACGAGGAUAGGGCAUCGGAGUUGCUAGGAAAAGCAAAAGACAAAACGCUGAAAGUAUUAGAAGACGAUGAAGAAUUGCCUAAUUCUGGACUUUUUUCCUUUUAUGUUGUUCAGCGUUUAAACUCAUAUAUUCCUGUAUAUCGAUAUUAA
This is a messenger RNA of Gossypium raimondii (Peruvian cotton), 537 nucleotides long. RefSeq lists its product as uncharacterized. NCBI's taxonomy places the organism in Eukaryota, Viridiplantae, Streptophyta, Magnoliopsida, Malvales, Malvaceae. Gene Ontology annotation, biological process: rRNA processing. The record is from RefSeq and is a predicted model, not a curated record. The transcript has 2 exons. Gene Ontology annotation, cellular component: small-subunit processome; nucleolus. The coding region runs from base 25 to 537 and encodes 170 amino acids.